Messenger RNA from Eimeria necatrix, 753 nucleotides. RefSeq lists its product as hypothetical. The record is from RefSeq and is a predicted model, not a curated record. The transcript is spliced from 2 exons. Bases 1 to 753 code for a protein of 250 amino acids. Lineage: Eukaryota; Apicomplexa; Conoidasida; Eucoccidiorida; Eimeriidae.
AUGGUGAGAGCUUCAAAGCUGUGCAGGUCAUUGCUGCCAAUGCUGACGUGCGCACAACGUCUGCAUCUGACGUAUGUUGUGAUGCGACUAAUUGCACUGGAUUUGGGAGCAAUUUCGUUAGUGAGAGAGGACAUGGAGCCUGCACGGCAUAGUGUGGGGGACUCUCUCAUUAGCUUGGGUCAUGAGUGUCUUGGAGGCAAUGGCAGUUGCGCAAAGUAUGAAGACUUUCGCGCCGCGAUUCGCGAACUGAUAGAUUUAGUUGAUAAACUCAAACUGCCGCGACGAAUAUACAAAGAAUAUGAUUCUCUGAAGUACAGAAAAAAGAUGUCGACCAUGAUGGGUACUGCUGGUCUCGCGCUGAAAAGUUGUUUAGGCGUUUUGGAUGGUCUACUUCAAUCCAGUUGCGGAGACUCAUUGGAGGUGCCAGAUGCCGUGUUUCAGCAGCAGGUCAGUGUUCUAGAGGCGCUGUACCGCGUACACGCGAGCCACAUAGACAAGGAUAGACCACUUCGUAAGCACAUUCUAGAGUGCCAGGAACAAACUGGCACGCAUGUGCUUCUCGACUACCAGUUAGCACAGAAUUCCUACGAGCUGAUUCCGAAAUUGCGAGAAUUGCAGAAACAGAUGAGAGAAGCAGUCAGCAGCGCCGGCGGCCUUCUACUACUGCAACAGCCAAGGCGCAAGUCCCCGUCUAUCGUUGGCGCCUUCUCUCCUUGCGCGUUCCCAUCGUCUUUGGGCUACUCAGUUGGCUGA